AUGUCUGAAAAAGUCUUUUACCUCGUGUCUGUGCCCGCUAGCUCUGCACCCAGCGGCGGCGACCCCGAAUCCCAGCUUGAAAACUGGUACAGUGAAACACUGGGCCUUAAAACCGGCUCCGACAUCAACUCUUUUGCUAUUCCCAGUUUUAAAAUAGGCACACUUGACUCUCUCGUCCAGCAGUCUGAGGACCUGGCCAAGCUUGACGCGCAGUACCAGGGUGUUGUCUCUAAAAUUGCCGACAUCAUUAGCACGCUCUAUGACGGCAACCCAGCAAGCAUUGCCUCUGCCAAAAAGAUUAAGGACCAGCCUCCUCAAGACUACGUCAAAACAUUUACUUGGAACACCAACAAAUUCAGAACUGACAAGUCUAUUCCUGACUUGGUUGACCUUAUUUCAAAGGAAACAUUUGCACUUGAUAACGAUGUCAAAACCGGAUACUCUACUUAUACUGCUGCCAAAGCAAAUCUUUCUACAAUUGACAGAAAACAAACAGGUAACCUUUCCAUUCGUUCUCUUCAUGAUGUUGUUCGUCGCGAACAUUUUGUUCUCGACUCUGAGUAUCUCGUUACUGUUCUCACAGCUGUCCCCAAAUCUCAAUCUAAGGAAUUCCUAUCUUCCUAUGAGACUAUUGUCCCCAUGGUUGUCCCACGUUCGGCUUCCGUGAUUGCCCAAGAUGACGAGUACAUUUUGUACAAUACUACCCUUUUCAAGAAGUAUGCUCCUGAAUUUUCACUCAAGUCCCGUGAACAUAAGUGGAUUCCCCGUGAGUUCCACUACUCUGAAGCUCUCGUCGAGGACCUCAAGAAGGAGCAACAGGUUGCUGCUCAGGCUGAGCGCAAGCAGUGGGCCGACAUUGUUCGUCUAUCGCGCACUGCCUACGCCGACGUUGUUGCCAAUUGGACCCACCUUAAGGCCAUUCGCAUGUUUGUCGAGGCAGUGCUGCGCUACGGUCUUCCCCCUAACUUUGUCAACACUUCUCUUUAUUUCCCAGCCAAAAACAUUAAGAAGGUUGAGGAUGCACUUGUCGCUAAGUUCGGAUACCUGAGUGGCAAUGCCUUCCAAAAGGACAAAAAGGGCAACCUUAAGACCGACUCUGACCUCCAUGAGUACGGUGCUCUUGUGGAUACUGACUACAAGCCUUUUGUCUACUACGAGCUGGAUCUGUUUUAA
Messenger RNA from Magnusiomyces paraingens, 1173 nucleotides. RefSeq lists its product as uncharacterized. The record is from RefSeq and is a predicted model, not a curated record. Gene Ontology annotation, cellular component: vacuolar proton-transporting V-type ATPase, V1 domain. NCBI's taxonomy places the organism in Eukaryota, Fungi, Ascomycota, Dipodascomycetes, Dipodascales, Dipodascaceae. The transcript has 3 exons. The coding region runs from base 1 to 1173 and encodes 390 amino acids. Gene Ontology annotation, biological process: proton transmembrane transport. Gene Ontology annotation, molecular function: proton-transporting ATPase activity, rotational mechanism.